GAAGGCGUCUUCAUUUAUGAGCAAAGGGAGAGGUGAAACCUGCGCUGCCGUUUGAUUUCACUGACACACUCAGUAUAACGUUGGACGAUGCUGCGAGUAAGGUGUCUGAGAGGAGGUAGCAGGGGGGCCGAAGCUGCCCAUCUGAUCGGAGCCAUGCUUGGCCGGACGGUGACUGGAUGGGUGCAGAAGGCCUUCCAGAGCACCUCCAGCGCAGCAGCUGCAGAGCCGCAACGUGCAGUUGUGGACGAGCAUGUUACUGAACCCAUGCAGCAGGAGUGUCCUGUCUGCAGUUACAAUGAAUGGGACCCUCUUGAGGAGGUGAUCGUGGGUCGUGCUGAAAAUGCCCAAGUGCCUCCUUUCACUGUGGAAGUGAAAGCUAACACAUAUGAGAAGUAUUGGUCCUUCUACCAGCAGCAUGGGGGCCAAUCUUUUCCUGCUGAACACUUGAAAAAAGCUGUUGCUGAGAUUGAAGAAAUGUGCAAUAUUCUGCGUCACGAGGGCGUCACUGUGAGGAGGCCAGAACCCAUCGACUGGUCCCUGGAGUACAAAACUCCAGACUUCACCUCAUCAGGCAUGUAUGCUGCCAUGCCCAGAGACAUCCUUAUGGUUGUGGGAAAUGAGAUUAUUGAGGCUCCUAUGGCCUGGAGGGCUCGCUUCUUUGAGUACCGAGCAUACAGACCUUUGAUCAAGGAGUACUUCAGAAAAGGUGCCAAAUGGACCACUGCUCCUAAACCCACUAUGGCUGAUGAGCUGUAUGAUCAGGAAUACCCCAUCCGCACAGUGGAGGACAGACACAAGCUUGCUGCCCAGGGUAAGUUUGUGACCACGGAGCACGAGCCCUGCUUCGAUGCUGCAGAUUUCAUUCGAGCAGGAAGGGACCUUUUUGUCCAAAGGAGUCAGGUUACAAAUUACAUGGGAAUUGAGUGGAUGCGUCGUCAUCUGGCACCCGACUACAAGAUCCACAUCAUCUCAUUCAAGGACCCUAACCCCAUGCACAUUGAUGCCACUUUUAACAUCAUCGGGCCAGGACUGGUGCUGUCAAACCCUGACCGCCCGUGUAAGCAGAUCGACAUGUUCAAGAAGGCCGGCUGGACUAUUGUGAAACCUCCGACACCUCUGAUUCCUGAGGACCACCCACUGUGGAUGUCCUCCAAAUGGCUGUCUAUGAAUGUCCUGAUGUUGGAUGAGAAGCGUGUUAUGGUUGAUGCCAAUGAAGUCACUAUUCAGAAAAUGUUUGAGAGCCUCGGUAUCAAGACCAUAAAGGUGAACAUUCGCCAUGCCAACUCCCUGGGUGGCGGCUUCCACUGCUGGACAACUGAUGUCCGCCGCCGCGGUACCCUGCAGUCCUACUUCUACUAGCCUUGCCAGAAAUAGGCAGUUUUUAUUGAGCUUUGAAGAUUAAAGCCUCAACCCGGAAUUUUAAUUCCACUGUAAUUUGUUUGAUUUUUAUUGUCAGUCAAUCAAGUAUGUAACUAUGUUCACACAGGUUAAUGAAGGGUUAUGGUUCGGGUCUUAAAUAGGUGUAGGUGUGUCCCCUGCUGCAACUCUUCAAACCUGUGUGAAACAAAUAUAAAGCCAAUAAUGGCACUAAAGCCCUUUUUCAGAUCGGGUCUUUAUGUCCUAAAUGAACAUGCAUGAAUUGUUUUUGGUUUGACAUCGCUGUGCAUCACAGUGCCUUUUUGCAAACAGUUUUGUUCAGAGAUAUAUAUGCUCAAUGGCAACAAAUGAACACCACUUUCCUUCAACCAGUAAUCUCAAUAUUAACUGCAUUUCUGGCCUGGCUAUUGUGAAGCUGAAUUGUUUAUGGCUAAUACAUCUAAAAGCCAUAACUUUGAGGACAAGGUACAGUUUGGUAUGUGAAUGUCAUCAAACUAUAGGGCACAGGAGGCAAGAAACUCCCUCCUCUUGAAAACUCCGAAACCAUAAUUCUGUCUCUUUCCAAAGUUUUUUUUUUUUUUGUUUAAAGACAUGCAUAAAAGUUGUUACAUGGGUCAUUAAACAAUAUUCAUUUCUUAUUGCUAGUUUAUUAUUUUGUAAAGAUUUGAAUUGAUUGAACAGACAAAGUUAUAUUUAUAUUUUUCAUACUCUUUAUUGGAUGUCCCGAAAAUUAGUGUUUUUAUAUAUUUACUUAAAAAGUAUGCUGUCCAUAUCAAAUAUUGUAUACCUUUUGCCUCUGCUGUUUUCUCCUGUUGCAAAUCUAGGCCAGUUAUAUGCUGCUAGUCAUUCUCACUGAACUGCUUAGCUGCUUUUGUUUGCAAAGCAAAAAUGCCUAAAGAAUGAAAGAUGUUUUGUUGUGAAGUUUUAUGAUUCCUGUGCCACAUAUACAGUAGGAUAUAAGUGUGUAGAUGCUUACCUCCUGAAGUCUGCCUUGAUGUUUAUUUUCAAGCAAUAAAAUCAAGGGGAGUUAUGGCUCAGCAGGGGAAUGCGAGUGAAGUUGUGUAUGAUGCAAUGAUAUUAAAUACAAUUAAAAAGAA
Molecule: messenger RNA, 2474 nt
Organism: Thunnus maccoyii (southern bluefin tuna)
Lineage: Eukaryota; Metazoa; Chordata; Actinopteri; Scombriformes; Scombridae
Gene: gatm
Product: glycine amidinotransferase (L-arginine:glycine amidinotransferase)
Exons: 9
Coding region: 88-1359 (423 amino acids)
Cellular component (GO): mitochondrion
Molecular function (GO): amidinotransferase activity
Source: RefSeq, a predicted model, not a curated record